Messenger RNA from Homalodisca vitripennis (glassy-winged sharpshooter), 2651 nucleotides. Its product is annotated as ankyrin repeat domain-containing protein 33B-like. Lineage: Eukaryota; Metazoa; Arthropoda; Insecta; Hemiptera; Cicadellidae. Gene Ontology annotation, molecular function: protein binding. The transcript is spliced from 8 exons. The record is from RefSeq and is a predicted model, not a curated record. The coding region runs from base 244 to 1407 and encodes 387 amino acids.
GUAUCGAGCGCGUCUAUUUCGGUUUGGCGGGAGUCUAGGGGGUGUGGUGCCAGCUUUUAACCACGCUCCCAACACUUCAGUCUAAGUGCUCUAUUUAGAUGUUGUGUUCUCGUUUGCUUCUAGUACUACACUACCAGGACGAUCAAAAUUGUGACAACAACCAAAACAGUGACAACUCGGCCAGUGUCAAGUGCCAGGAUAUGUGCUACUGUUAACUCUGCUCUGUCAGGCCACAACACACUCAUGUACCAUGGAGAAUAUCCUGAGUCGUACAAGCCGAGGAGACCCAUGACAGCGGCCGGUGUUGCUAGGCCCCUGACAAGGUCCAGCACUGCCAUGGUAUUGUCACGAUCGGAAUAUCCCCAUUCCAUUAUUAAAGAGAGCGUUGUAAGCACGCGAGCGGUUCGCCAAGUAAGGGACAGAGAACCUCGUCGCGUCAGGUUCGACUUGCCGGAGCGGCGCCCUUCGGUGACCGCCUCCACGGCCCAGCACAGCACCCGCUACUUGCGAGGCACCCUGGCCGGCGCCGCCCCCGCCGCCCCCGUGCCACCACUGCUCGCCCAGGCCCGGGACAGCGAUGAAGACGCGCUCAGAGACACCCUGCGUCGUGCCGCUGUCAGCCCACUACCAGAGUCUGUCCUCAACUUCGCUGACUCCAGUGGUAGGACAGCUCUGAGCUACCUCGCCUCCAAUGGACCGGUGUCACUUUUGGAGGCUCUCCUGUCGCUGGAAGGAGUGGACGUCAACAAACCAGACAAUGAGGGCAACACUCCCCUACACUUUGCUGCACAAGCAGGCCAAGUGGAAUCAGUCAAUUAUCUGCUGAGCCGGUGUUCUGGGAUAGAAGUGGAUGCCCGGAAUCACCUUGGCUUCACCCCUUUGAUGAAGGCUGCUAUUCAAGGCAGGACAAAAUGUGCCAAGCUACUCUUAUUUGCAGGAGCCUCACCCACAAUGAGAGACACAGGCCGUGGUUUGCGAGCAGAGCAAUGGGCACGAUUCUGUGGCCGCUAUGUCUGUGCUGACGUGAUAGAAAAGCUCUCACGCCAUCGCCUUUUGGAGCGGACGACGGCGUACGGGCGUUGGGGCAGUGAGCCAGAGUUGGGCCCUCAUGUGGUGCAAGGACGGCUGCAGCCUCCUGCCAUCUCUGUAGCCAACCAACAACCUGCCGGGAUCAAGUCCAGGCUGAAGAAAGCAUUCCGCACAGCGUCCUCGCCCUCCCAUUCGUUCUCGUUGGUGACUCAGCUGACAACUGCUGCACUGUGCGCCUCCACUCCCGUCCUCCCUGACCCCAACCGUGUACCCCCUGUUGUCAAAUCCCUAAUCCGGCCCCUGGCUGUGCCCAAGCUACAGGUCACUCCUGAUGACACCUUACCUAUACAGCCUCCUCUCACCACCAAGCAAUUGUGACACAGGGGGCACAAGAGUCGUAGGAAGAGACACGACUUCCCUCCCCUUCCUGGACGUGGCUGCCUUGUCUGAUGUUGUGGUGGCUGUUCCAUUCAAUUUUACAGCUCUUUCUACUCUUAAUCGGGCAUAAGACUCUGAGUAAACUUUUCUUUUAAGUGUAAUAUCAUACAAAUUACAAUAUAUAGAAAUGAUUAUCUCAUGCUAUUUUCCAAGAGCAACUACAAUACAACUUUUCUGCAUUAAUGUAAAAGUGUUAUCUGUCUCUCUCAGCCAAGUAACAAUAUAUUUACUUGAUUUCAAUAUAAAUAUAUUUGAUCUGCACACAAACAGUUGUUUCAAUGAUUUUUUAAAACUUAUUCUACAUGAAUUCAAAUUACUUUAAUCCCAGCCUGUACAUAUUAACAAGUUAUUAUAGAUAUUUUACAAAUAUACUGAAUAUGUUUCAAUAUUUCAACUCACAACAACCAUUUCCAAAGUCUCAGUGACUCAUCUUAAUGUAAAAACUAUACUGUAGUAAACGUUAAAGCUUAAAUUGGUAUAAUUAAUGCUUGUGUGUGACAAGAAUAAUUGUCGAGAUAAAGAUAUAAAGUUACAAAUAGCAUGGUAUUAUGUUUUAACUGAAUGAAAAAUUAAACUUGAACACAUCAAUAUUGAAAGUUUACGGUUCAAAACAAAAUCUUGUAAAAUAUUUCUUAGUAAGCUAUAUAAAUAUUAAAACUACAAGAUUAAAGACUGUUUUUGAAUUGUGAUUUAAAAUGUAUUAUUAUAUUAUUUUUAUUACAAGAAGGCAUUACAAUAUCUCGAUUAUUUAUGUCAAAAUUAUUUUACACAUUUUUGGACUAUUUGAUUUAUAAUCAGAAUUUAUCCAAACAACAGACCUUCAUUGUUUUACACACUACACAUUUUACAUUAUUUUCGAAAGGGUGUUUGGUGGUAAAUAUCACUUAUUUAUCACAACUAACUUAAACACACAUUAUUGCUCUGCCUUUGGCACCUUCAACUACUAAUGCCACCCAAAAUAUGAGCCUACAUAUUUAGAUUUUUUAAAGCAAGAACCAAACUCUAUAAGCUAAGAACUUGUUAUAGCUUUGUUACAAUUCAGUGUUAAUGUAUGUAUGCGGAAUAGUUUUAGUGUUUAAUAUGUAAAGUUUGAGUACCAUCUUCCUCAAUUUGUAAUGUUUCUAUAAAUUAUGAAGUGUAUUGUACAUUUUUAUUAAAAUAAACAAUAUUUUAUGUACAGAAAA